AUGGCUUCUACGGGUAAUAAAGACUUUCUCGACUUAUGUCGUAAAUAUAUGCAUGGAAGUGGUUUGGGACCAUCAAGUCCAAAAAUUAAACGGUUUAUUUCUCUUGGGUUAUUGUUACCGCUUAGUUUACUUUUGGACGUUUUGGUAAUUUAUGAUUUUCAUUUCUUGGAUAAUGACAUAUUCAAAAUAGCAGAGUUGUUUGAAUCGGUUUCUUCAUUUGGACAACUUCCGAUUCGAAAAUUUAUAUUAACACACCAUUCAAAAUUAAUCCAAAAUCUCCUUGAGGAAAGGAAGAAAUUUUGGUCGUACGAUAUGUUUGGUAAAAAAUAUGGAAAAUAUCUUCGCCAUAAAAUGGUACUUGCUACGAGACUCAUCCAAACGAUGAUUUUGUUUGGUGCUUCUGUUGCCACAUUAAUGUUUCUUGCAACUUUAGCCGACGACACAAAAAAGGUUCCUUUGGAAUGCUGGAUUCCUGAUUUUAAACACUCGACUCAUGUUGUACUUGUAAUGCAAUUUUUUUCAUUGUCUGAAAUUAUUUAUCUUGUGGGUGCUGUUGACUGUUUGUAUGUUUUAAUGUGUGUUGAAAUUAAAAUACAAUUUUUGCUGUUACAAAAGAAACUGAAAACAAUUCAAGUUGAGCUGAGAACAAUGGAAGAGUGUUUAAACGAUUUAAUAAUAUGUGUAAAACAUCACAAUUUAUUGUUGAGGAGUCACAAGAAACUGAACCGAAUUUUUUCCGAAUAUUUCUUUGUACAAUAUUUUGUGAGUGUUCUGGCUGCUUGUGUGCAACUCUACAUCUUAAUAUACGUAUCGGCGAAUCUCGAGGAUACACUAAAAAGCAUUGUUUACUUGUCUGCUGUAGUUUUUCAUGUUGCAAUAUUUUUCAUGCCUGCAAGCGACAUCGAAGAAGAGGCUGAACAAUUUGCUGCUGAAAUUUAUAACGUCAAUUGGGAAUUUACCAGUGAAACAAAAUUUCGUAAACAACUCUUGUUUAUGUUGAUGAAGGCACAAAAACCCUUAUACAUGCUGGGAGGUGGAAUGAUUCAUGCCAACCGGAAUGAAUAUAUUGUGUUAUUCAGACUCGCUUUUUCCAUUUCUACUUUAUUGGGAGGAAUGAACGAAAAUGGAAGGACCAAUAAAUAAUGCAAGAGGCAAUACGAAAAUUCUUUAUUCUUUUUUUGCACAUACACAAGAAAAAUACAAAGUUUACAUAACUGUUUUAGUUGAUAUAACAAUAUUUAGGAGAAAAGAAAGUAUCUACUG
This is a messenger RNA of Tribolium madens (black flour beetle), 1263 nucleotides long. RefSeq names its product odorant receptor 7a-like. The transcript has 6 exons. NCBI's taxonomy places the organism in Eukaryota, Metazoa, Arthropoda, Insecta, Coleoptera, Tenebrionidae. Bases 1 to 1143 code for a protein of 380 amino acids. Gene Ontology annotation, cellular component: plasma membrane. Gene Ontology annotation, biological process: detection of chemical stimulus involved in sensory perception of smell; sensory perception of smell. Gene Ontology annotation, molecular function: odorant binding; olfactory receptor activity. The record is from RefSeq and is a predicted model, not a curated record.